Molecule: messenger RNA, 1572 nt
Organism: Tripterygium wilfordii
Lineage: Eukaryota; Viridiplantae; Streptophyta; Magnoliopsida; Celastrales; Celastraceae
Exons: 2
Coding region: 162-1409 (415 amino acids)
Source: RefSeq, a predicted model, not a curated record
CAGAGACCCCACCAUCACACAGUACAUAAGCCACCAUUAGAGUAGAAAAAGCGAUUUGAUUUGUUAACGAAGCUCUCACCAGCUGUGUCUGAAGCUUCUCGUUCCUCCAACAAACUGACGUACGUACAUUUCAACGACGAUCUUCACUCUCACUGUCAAGAAUGGAUCCAUGCCCGUUUGUGCGUCUAAUUGUGGAAUCACUGGCUCUGAAACUCCCUCUCGCGACUAAACCGGCGGGUCCUGGAGUACACCCAUCGGCCACUCCGUGUUUCUGCAAGAUACGCAUCAAGAAUUUCCCCUCCCUGACGGCGCUCCUCCCGUUAAGCGCUUCCACCGGUGAAUCUCCUCCCGAAUCGACUGCCUCCGCCCUCGGAUUCCACCUUGAUGGAGCCACACUUCGCCGCCUCUCCGGGAAGCCGGUCACACUCCGCGUUUCUGUCUACACUGGCCGAAUGGGGAGUACCUGUGGGGUUAGCUCUGGUAAAUUGUUGGGUCGGGUUAAAGUGAGUAUGGACUUUGCGGGUGCGGAGGCUAAGCUGUGUUUGUUUCAAAACGGGUGGGUCAAGUUGGGUAGCGAAACCGGUAAAACCUCGGCCCGACUUCACCUCGUGGUUCGGGCUGAAGCCGAUCCUCGUUUCGUGUUUCAGUUUGGGGGUGAACCGGAGUGUAGCCCGGUGGUUUUCCAGAUUCAGGAGAAUAGAAGUCAACCCGUUUUCAGUUGCAAGUUCAGUGCAGACCGGAACUCAAGAUCACGAUCUCUCCCAUCAGAUUUCACCACGAACAAUUGGGGAUGGAUGAGAUCAUUUAAGGGCGAGAAGGAAUGGGCUGCAAGAGAGCGAAAGGGAUGGAUGAUAACGAUACACGAUCUCUCUGGCUCCCCUGUUGCAGCAGCCUCAAUGAUCACACCGUUUGUACCUUCUCCUGGCUCAGACCGAGUCUCUCGGUCUAACCCAGGUGCAUGGGUGAUUCUCCGAACUCAUGGACACUCCGCCAGCAGCUGGAAGCCCUGGGGUCGCCUAGAAGCUUGGAGAGAGAGGGGUCCAGUAGAUGGCUUGGGCUAUAAGUUUGUGCUAGUUACUGACAAUGGCCCAACUAGUGGCAUUUCCAUUGCUGAAGCAACUAUGAGUGUCAAAAAGGGUGGCCAAUUCUGUAUUGAUAGCAGGAUAAUGAGGGAUUCUGGAUUGACUACUAGAUCACCUGUUAAGGGGUUUGUGAUGAAUUCAACAGUGGAAGGCGAAAGACAGGUUAGCAAACCUGUGGUACAAGUUGGGGUGCAGCAUGUAACUUGCAUGGCAGAUGCUGCCUUGUUUAUAGCUCUCUCAGCCGCUAUCGACCUUAGCAUGGAUGCUUGUCAACUCUUUUCGCGCAAACUGAGGAAGGAGCUCUGCCCUGAUGUCCACGAGUCCUAACGCAUAAAUUUCCCUUCUCCUGCAUUGAUAACUAACUAGUUCUACCUCCUGAUUGAGUGAAGCACUGUUGGUUUGAGCAAAAUGGGAAGAAAUUUACAUCCAUUCUUGUCUUGUUCUUCCAUAUGAUUAAACAUUUUUGCCCAAGUUUGGAAGUUUGGUCUGA